AUGGCGCCAAGCCGCUACAUUGCUGCUUUGGCAGCAUUUGCGUCCUUUGUAGCAACCUCACCUGCACCAAGCCACCUAAAGGGUUCACGGCUUUUGUUCACCCCUACCGAUUCUGCCCUCCGGCUUGUCAAAACGUCUCCAGCUGAUCUCGGAUCAUGGGUCACCGAUGCGGACAAAGAUGGGUUGAUCGAGAACGGUCUCCGUUUCAUCGAUAUCACUGACAUCAAGGACGAGGAAGUUCUCGAAAUGAUAUCUACCCCUGAUCACGACUUCAGUCAGUACCUUGACACACUCGACUUGAACACCGACUUGUCCCAGCGGGAAGUAGAUUGGAUGCAGGAUGAACUUGGCGGUCUACUCAUGGCCCCUCCCGAGCAACCGACACCGUUCAAUGCUGAACGUGCGAUGCGCCAUCUCACGACAAUGACUGAGUUGGAAAGACUGCCCUCAAUCUUGAUUCGAGUCCUAACCAGUAUCAUGGCUCUGCUGACGCGCUGGGCAGUUGUCUUCGGCGCCCACUUUGACUCUAUUUCAAGAAAACCUGGUGGCUAUGCUCCAGGAGCCGACGAUAAUGCUUCUGGGACGGUCGUGCUGCUUGAACUUCUACGGACCCUAGCAGAAAAGACGAGUCACAAGGAUACUGAGCCUUGGCAGCCCCUUCGCAACACAGUCGAGUUCCACUUCUAUACUGCAGAAGAGGUCGGCUUGCUUGGAUCUUCAGAAAUAUUCUACGAUUACAAGGCCAAAAACAAGACGGUGGUUGCCAUGCUGAACCACGACAUGCUGGGAUUCUCUUCCACUGACAAGGUGUCUCUGGGUGGCGACAAAAUUGACCCACGCCUCACACAUGUCCUCCGAACCAUUGCGAAGCAGCGCGGCAUCCCAACACUGAGCUUUUCUUGCGGUUACGCGUGUUCCGAUCAUGCAAGCGCUCACAACAACAAGUAUCCUGCGGCCUUCAUUACUGCCGAUCGUGACCCGACGGGCAACGACAGAAUUCACACUGAUAAAGAUCCAAUUUACGAAGGUGACGACAUUCCCAUCACGGCAAAGCCUGACACCACAAACAUGAGCAACCUCAAAGGCAAAGUCAUCGCCAUCACGGGCGCAGCAUCGGGCAUUGGCCUGGCGACAGCGAAGCACCUUGCCAACCUCGGCGCGCGAGUAUCGAUAUCAGAUGUCGACGAGCCCCUACUCGCCACAGCCGCGGCGGAUCUCACCAGCCUUUACGGAGCAGGCAACGUCUACUCGCGAGUGGUGGACGUGAGGGACCGUAAAGCGGUGGAGGCGUGGAUCGCGGAAACGGUGGAGAAGCUCGGACCGUUGGACGGGGCGGCCAACGUCGCCGGCGUACUUGGGCGGCAGGGCAACCUGGCGACGGUGACGCAGAUUGAGGACGAUGAAUGGGACUUCGUGAUGGGCGUGAAUGCGAGGGGAAUAUUGAAUGCCAUGAGGGCCGAGAUUCCUGCGCUGGCGGAGGAGGGAAAGGGGAAGAGCAUCGUUAAUGUGUCGAGCGUGGCGGGGCACUAUGGGCUGGAGUAUCAUGGGGCGUAUACGGCGAGUAAGCAUGCUGUUGUUGGCUUGACCAAGAGUGCGGCGAGGGAGUUUGGGAGGAAGGGAUUGAGGAUUAAUGCUAUUUGCCCCGGUGCGAUUGAUACGCCCAUCCUACGAACGGCGCUGGCGGCCAAGACCACGGAGACCGGGGCGGACGUGUUUGAGCCGCUUCUGGGGAGAGUCGGGCAGCCUGAAGAGGUGGCGACGACGAUUGCUUUCUUGUUGGGAGACGAGUCUUCCUAUGUUACUGGGCAGGCUUGGUUAGUCGAUGGUGGUUCAAUUCCUUGA
Colletotrichum fioriniae is the source of this 1842-nucleotide messenger RNA. The record is from RefSeq and is a predicted model, not a curated record. Lineage: Eukaryota; Fungi; Ascomycota; Sordariomycetes; Glomerellales; Glomerellaceae.